UUCUAUUCGACAACAUUUUUUGUUGAAAAGCAUCUGGAACGAAUUUCGACUCGCUCAGUGCUACGCAAACCGUGCCAACGUGUGGAUUACUUACGCAGUGACAAUACAAUAUUAUAUAUAAAUAUACAACCGAUAAGACUAAAUAUGUCAUACAGCAUAAAUAUUUUCGGCCUGUGCCUGGUGUUAGCUUUGAUGCUGCAAUUUGUUUGUGCGGAUAUCGAGACGAACGAAGUGAAUGACAAUAGCACACCCGAAUAUAUGAUUCAGGGUGUGCGUGUUUACCCCAACGAUCGUCACUGUGUUUUGGUCGGAGGUCUCUGUGUGCACACCAGCGACUGCAAUCUGCCCACCACUAACAAGGGUCUCUGCCCCACCAGCGCCCACCUGGGCGUUGAAUGUUGCUAUGAGUUGCCGGUGAGGCCAGCGCCCUGCGCGCAGCACCUGGGCGCCUGUAUGAGGUCCUGCAAUCCAUCAAUUCAAAGACCCGCAACCGACUGCGAAAACGGAGAAGUUUGCUGUGUUUUGAUGAACAAAUAAAUGCAUUACAAAAUUAUUUGUCAACUGUAGACUAUAGUUAACAAUACUCUUACUUAUAUAUUGUACGAAUUAUUCUUAUAUAAAAUAUAUUUCUACUGUUGUAAUAAAACACACUGUAAAUAUUUAAAAACAA
Messenger RNA from Drosophila mojavensis, 670 nucleotides. Its product is annotated as U-scoloptoxin(19)-Sm1a. Bases 145 to 537 code for a protein of 130 amino acids. NCBI's taxonomy places the organism in Eukaryota, Metazoa, Arthropoda, Insecta, Diptera, Drosophilidae. The record is from RefSeq and is a predicted model, not a curated record. The transcript has 3 exons.